GCUCCUAACCAAUAAUCUUUUGCUGUACGACAAAAUUACUGUUUUUGGUUGACGAACGUUUACUUUGUGUUAGAUUAUAAGUGUAGAAGUCUACAAAGAAACAUUUUUUCAAUUUUGGGGUUACGUUUGAAGGAUUUCUUGAAAAAUGGCUCGUACAAAACAAACGGCUCGAAAGUCAACGGGAGGAAAAGCUCCACGUAAACAACUGGCAACCAAAGCGGCUCGUAAGAGUGCACCUUCUACAGGUGGCGUGAAGAAACCUCAUCGCUAUAGGCCUGGAACCGUAGCCCUGAGAGAAAUCAGACGUUAUCAGAAGUCGACCGAAUUACUGAUCAGGAAAUUACCAUUCCAGCGUCUUGUGAGAGAAAUAGCACAGGAUUUCAAAACUGAUCUGAGAUUUCAGAGUGCAGCUAUUGGAGCACUUCAAGAAGCCAGUGAGGCCUACUUGGUUGGCCUCUUUGAAGACACCAACUUGUGUGCCAUCCAUGCAAAACGUGUCACAAUCAUGCCAAAAGACAUCCAGCUGGCAAGACGAAUUCGUGGGGAACGUGCAUAAGCGUCGGCUGUAUUUUACAAGCACCUUCAGUUCUCAUAUUCACAGUUCAAUUCCGUCUAUACAUACUAAACUUAAAACAGAGGGAUUGUAAUAUUUUUAUUUUUAACACCAUCGUAAUGAAAUUGUUUUGAGAAAUAACUUAUUUACUGCUCAGAUAUAUAUAUUUGGUGACAGUCUGGCUGGGAUUGCUGUUUUUGUAAAAUCAUUUUAUUUUAAGUUUGUGUUGUACUGCUUUAGUGAGAUUCUGAUAUAUAUAAAGUUAACCAGAAUCAUGAGUACUGUUUAAUGUCAGUACUUUAGGACUAAACCAGGGUAACAGAAUGAUGAAAAUCUCCGAAGAUAUGAAGGAGCCAAGGGUGGAAGGAUUGAACCAAAGUCACUCACUUCCUCAUCAUGGCUCCUCUUCGGUGGUGAAUUAAAAACAACACACAUCUCAGUGAAUUUAAUGCCGGUGUUGGAUUGGAGAUAGUUUACAUAAAAUGAUCUUUUUCUCCUGAACUAUACAUCGACGUAGCAUUUUUUGUUGACGAUAGUACUUGUCAAAUGAACUCUUACUUCACUGAAAGUCGGAGAUUGCCGACACGUUCCUUUUGGCUGUACGGUAAAAUCUUUUAAGUCCUGACCAAAUUCAUCGUAUCACACUGUGUGCACUUGCUCAACUAUUCUGUAACCCUGGGUUAAACCCUCUACAGAGCUGAGAUCAGGUGACAAACCAUUGCACUGCCAGAAACAUACAUAAUCCUAUAGCACAGACUAAAACUUAACAAGACAUGAUAUUCACUUAACAUUAAGUCUUUUUUUUUUUUAUUUUACAAAAUAGUUUGACUCAAAAGAGAUAAUAUUUCACCAUAACAUUAUGUCAUUCGCUGCGGCUGUCGCGUACACGAGUCAGACUUUUUUCUUCUGUAAGCUGUGGCUAUGUCGUACGUGGGAUUUUAUUUUUUAAUUUUAUGCGUGAACUGGUAAUGGGUAUUUAUAACGGUUGAGACACUCCAUCCACCCAAGCAUUGUUACUUAACAAUGAGACAAUCAUUUUUCUUUUUUUGUCUUUUCUCGUUAGUACCCUUCGGAUGUCUUUGAAACCCCAUAUAAGGCACAGCUGCAGGAUACAGAAAAAAAAAAACAAGUCUGAUCUGGGUGCAUGACAGCUGUACUGAAUGGGUUUAAACAACAUAAACUCUAAGUUUCAGAUUUUAAGGUUUUGUGUAGGAAAGAGUUUCGUAAUUUUUGUUUUUACAGUUUGAAAAUAUCAGGAUGUCUGAUUUUAACAUUAACUGAAGUGUUCAUCAGUUUUAUUAUGAUACUUAUCCAGAAAGAAAUGAAUGAGAGUAAGCGAUUUUAGUUAUUUAUCAACAAUAGUACAGCACAUAACCAGAACUGUUAACAUUUAGUUGGUGUAUAAGAUCAGUAACUGGAACCUAACAUAUUAAAUAAGUGAAAAUGUCUCCGUUACCAUAUUUUAACAUUUAGUUGGUGUAUAAGAUCAGUAACUGGAACCUAACAUAUUAAAUAAGUGAAAAUGUCUCCGUUACCAUAUUUUAACAUUUAGUUGG
Molecule: messenger RNA, 2109 nt
Organism: Limulus polyphemus (Atlantic horseshoe crab)
Lineage: Eukaryota; Metazoa; Arthropoda; Merostomata; Xiphosura; Limulidae
Product: histone H3.3
Exons: 3
Coding region: 146-556 (136 amino acids)
Cellular component (GO): nucleosome
Molecular function (GO): DNA binding; structural constituent of chromatin; protein heterodimerization activity
Source: RefSeq, a predicted model, not a curated record